CAUUUGUAGGUUCGAAAUUGGAGAAAAUUAGCGACAAGUGCCGGAUCGACGUUCAGUACCUUGAGUGUCUUCGGUCGUAACGGAUAGGGCCGGAAUAUAUCCCUGUUCGAUGUGAAGUGUGUGGUGUCUUUGUUGGAUAGUGUGCUGAUUUACUGAAAAAUUCUCGUGAUGAACAUUUUUAAAAUUAAUAACACGUUGGCGCUUGUGGUAUGCCUUGCUCUAGUAGGCAUUGUCGCCACUGCGGACGAGGCGAAAAAUUCCAAGGACUCCUACCUGAUGGCGCUACAGAACUCGCACCAGAUUAAUGUUAAUCGAGGAAGUGAAUUUCGUCACCCAGCCGUCGUAAGAAUAGCUCGCGAGGACUACAGCAGCGUUCCAUCGUCGUCGUAUGAGUACAGUUUGACCAGCGGUUACGGAGCCCCGAAGCCCGUGUACGGCCCGCCUAGUCCUAAGCCAGUGUACGGACCACCGGCUCCCGUGUACGGCCCACCCCCGCAAACGGCCCCGGCACCGUCCCAUGGAAUGCCCUUCCUGAGUCCCGAGGGGUGGCUUUUGAGCAAACUCAAGUUCAAGCUGAAUUGGUUCACCCUUGCCAAGAUAUUGCUCAAGAUUGUGAUAUUCAAGAAAAUUGUCAAAUUCAUCGCCCUGCUGUGUCUAUUGUUUUUCAUUCCCACACUGAAGCCAAGUGAAAGCGACAGUGACAGUGGCGAGGGAGAACGAGGGGACGAUUACCGACGCCGCAGCUACGACCUAAAAUAUGACUACGACCACCGGCUUAAGGAGGUGACCCGAUUUGCACUGAAAGCCAUGGAAGCUUUCACCAUCGAUAACGAGAUUUACUGUCCAGAGGAAAAUUUGCUCAGCUGUCGAGCCAAACGAAUGUUCGACGUGAUAGACGAGGAGUAUCCGUUGCAAUCGGUUCUCCGGAUGUUUGUCCCCUACUCAAAAUCCGUGCAAACCGCAUUCCGGAUGCAGGCAAAAAAGGAGGACCACGUUAACGACGACGAUGACCACAACGGCAACAGUAUAGAUCAGACGUCAUCCGCCGCGGCCAGCAGCAACGAAGGCGUCGAAAAGGACGAUUGAGCCAAUUUACGAGGAGAAAUCAAUGCGGAACUGAACUGAAGACAUCAAAAAAGGUCGACGAGCGCGCGCGUUUGCUUGUUGUACGUGGUCUGCACACUUUCGAUAGAUUUAUGAUGGCGCGAUAAGGAGUGGAAUUUGCGCGCACGUGAUUUGAAAAUUGAAAUAUGAGAAAGUGCUAAUUUCGGAUGUCCAAUUUGGUUCGGCCAUUGUUGAAAAAGUGCUUGUUUUAUUUAUUUAUUUAUGGACUAAAUUUAAUUAUAUUUUAAGCAAUAAACACGUACUGACCAUAAAUGUC
This is a messenger RNA of Culex quinquefasciatus (southern house mosquito), 1381 nucleotides long. RefSeq lists its product as uncharacterized. Bases 169 to 1086 code for a protein of 305 amino acids. The record is from RefSeq and is a predicted model, not a curated record. NCBI's taxonomy places the organism in Eukaryota, Metazoa, Arthropoda, Insecta, Diptera, Culicidae. The transcript is spliced from 4 exons.